AUAUAUUUGAAAGCGACCAACAACAACAAAAAAGUGUGUUGAAUAGAAAUUAGUUUAUUUUUUCCGAAACUAAAAAUGUCAAGUAAUUAAUUUGUAUUUCGAGAUUUCCAUUUUAAACAUUAGAAUGUUUUUCAAAUAGAAGUGUCUCAUUUUUUCCAUUCUAUAAAGUGUAUGGCGGUUAUGUAGAAUUAUGACAUAACCUAUACACUCUUUUGAAAACUUCGAAAAUGAAAAUUAAUUGAUUAGAGUCUAUAUCAAUAUUGGACAUUUGAGUAAUUAGAAGAACAUCUCAAUUUUAUUCAUUAAAAUUCAUACUUUCCGAAAAAUAGUGAAAAGAACGUAAAUAUGUUUGUUAGGAACAAAAUAAUUCAGAGGUUAUGUCAACGAAGUACAAAAUAUUUUAUAAUAAACCAUAAUUUGGCAGAAGUUCCACUCUUAAAGAUUAAAAGACAACUAUGUCUUUCCACUCCAAUUUUUCGAAGCCACGAACUAGCGAGUCAAGAAGUUUCUCCUUUAGAAAGAAACCUUCCAGUUAAUAAAUUUACCAAAAGAACUCAUACCUGUGGAGAACUCAGAAUUGAAAAUGUAGGAGAAAAAGUUGAACUUUCUGGAUGGCUCGAGUUCCAAAGACUCGGAAAAUUCAUAAUUUUACGUGAUGGUUAUGGAUCGACUCAGUUAAUUGUUCCAGAAAAUCGAGAAGAUUUAUCGAAAAUUACGAACGAUCUGACCUUUGAAAGUGUCUUAACAGCAACUGGAAGAGUUGUCGAAAGACCAGAAGGUCAGGAAAAUAAAUCGAUGAAAACUGGAAAAAUUGAAGUGAUGCUAGAAUCACUUGAAGUUUUAAAUUCUGCAAAAGCACAACUUCCGUUUUCUCUUCGACAAUUUAACAAGGCGAAGGAACAACUGCAAAUGCAAUACAGAUAUCUAGCUUUGAGAUUUCCCGAAUUGCAGAGAAAUUUACGGCUGAGAUCGGAAAUUAUUUCGAAAAUGAGAGAGUAUUUAACCAAUCACUGUGGUUUUGUGGACAUUGAAACACCAACUCUUUUCAGAAGAACUCCCGGGGGAGCUCAGGAGUUUGUAGUGCCAACGAGACUCGAAGGAAAAUUUUAUUCUUUAGUGCAAAGUCCUCAACAAUUUAAACAAUUGCUAAUGAUUGGUGGAUUCGAUCGAUAUUUCCAAAUCGCUCGUUGUUACAGAGACGAGGGUUCCAGACCCGACAGGCAACCCGAAUUUACUCAAUUGGACGUGGAAAUGUCGUUUACGGAUCGCGAAAGAAUACUAGAAUUAAUUGAGGAAUUGGUAGUCUACUGUUUGCCAGAAGACUACAGACCUGUACAAAUUCCUUUCAGUCGUUUUACUUAUAAUGAAGUUAUGGAAAAAUAUGGAACAGACGCUCCGGAUCUAAGAAUUCCGUACGAACUGCAAAAUUUCAGUGACCUUCUCGGACCUGAAUUGUCGAGAGAAAAUGAAAAUUUCGGUGCUUAUGCUCUAGUUUUUCCAGAGUGCAGUGAAAGUCUUUCAAAAUCUGUUCAAAACAAAUUGAGAGAAAUGGCCAGUAUGUAUUUUAAAAAAACGAGACUUGUGCAGAUUAAAUCGAGCGAUUCUCUUUUGUCGAAAAUAAGCAAAAUAUUUUCUGAAAAUGUGGCAGAGAGAGUUUUAGAAAAGCUGAAAAUUAAGGAAGGAGACGCUCUCUUUUUGGCUUAUGGAGACAAAACUGAUGCCCAAAAGGUGCUUGGAAGAUUACGAGUUGAAUUCACAAAUAUUUUGGAAGCUAAUCGUCAGUUUAUAAGAUCUCCAGGUUUAGAAUUUCUCUGGGUCUUGGAUUUUCCUUUAUUUAAUGUUGGAAAGGAUGGAAUUCUUGAAUCGACGCAUCAUCCUUUUACUCGACCUCAUCCAGAAGAUAUGGACUAUUUAUCUACAGAACCAGCAAAGGUGCGAGGCUUGCACUACGAUCUGGUUAUGAAUGGCGUUGAAAUUGGCGGAGGCUCGAUUCGAAUUCACGAACCGAAGCUGCAAACAGAAAUUUUGAAAAUGUUGAAAAUCGAAACUGAUCAACUGAAGCAUUUACUCGAAGCUCUAGAGUGCGGAGCUCCUCCUCAUGGAGGAAUUGCACUAGGUCUGGAUCGCUUUAUUUCUCUUCUCUGCAGAUCAGCUAGUAUAAGAGAGGUGAUAGCUUUCCCAAAAACAAUGGAAGGCAAAGAUUUAAUGUCCGGAGCUCCUGCGACCAUUUCCGACGAAGAAAAACGGCAGUAUCAUUUAAAAUAGUUUUCUUUUUUUUUUAAAGACUAAUUUUAUUAUUCUGCCAAUUGUGAGAUAUUAUUUGUU
Molecule: messenger RNA, 2325 nt
Organism: Belonocnema kinseyi
Lineage: Eukaryota; Metazoa; Arthropoda; Insecta; Hymenoptera; Cynipidae
Gene: AspRS-m
Product: aspartate--tRNA ligase, mitochondrial
Exons: 10
Coding region: 346-2265 (639 amino acids)
Biological process (GO): aspartyl-tRNA aminoacylation
Cellular component (GO): mitochondrion; cytoplasm
Molecular function (GO): ATP binding; nucleic acid binding; aspartate-tRNA ligase activity
Source: RefSeq, a predicted model, not a curated record